AUGAGCCUAUCUUUUUAUGAAGGAGAAUGCAAAUUCUCUACUUCAGAAGAUUUUGUUUUGAAAUUACUAUCGUGUGUGUUCAAUAGAUGUUUAUCUCAGGAUUUCAACCUCAUUGUCAAGCCGAAAAUCAUCGACACCGAUGGCGAAAUCCGAGCACACAAGAGGCGCAGCGCCGAAGAAACCGAAGCAGCUCACGAUCUCCUCUCUCUGUCUCAAAGCCUACCUCCCCUACCAGCCCCUAGCGUGGUCACGAUUCACCACUCGGUACCCACAGAAGAAGACCCACCGAGCCCCAAACAUUGCUACAGACCAUUCAUCCCCUCUGCACCCGAAAAAAGUACAACAGGUGGAAAAGACGCAUGUCCCAAAACACCUGUUGAACUACCAAGGCCUAGCGAGACAUACAGAAAUGUCCAACAGAGUAAAUCACCUGUUGCGAUGUCACUUCAGCCUCCAGCGAGCGCCCAAACGGUACCACUCCAGCAAGCGACCCCUGUUAUAGUGCAAACAGCGCCAUCUGUAGUGAUGCCUUGUCCCAUAGUGUAUGUGGUUCAGAUGCCUAAUACUGCCCCCACUCCUCCAGCUUCCGAUAGUUCUUCGGACGCUGACAACGUGCAAUAUGGCUUCGUAGAGAGAUUCAACACCAACGUUCCGAUUCUUCCUGAGCAGAACGAAGAUAUAAUUAUUCUGCCAUUGUCUCCUGAGCCUAUGGUUCAAGAUGUCAGGGACAGCGGUGAUGAUCAGAAGGGAAAGUGUGAUAUGGCAAUGUCGCAGUUUAGCUUGCCUGAUAGGCGAAAGAGGAGCAGUAAGAGGGGAAAUGAUGGGGAGGUUAUGGAGAACAAUAAUGACAGCUUGGAGAGCGAUAACAAUGUUCACUCCAGGCUUGAAGGAGGUACUACUACGAGUUCUAAGACGAAGUUCUUCAAGGUCGUUGAAGACGAUGAAGAAGACGAAGAGAUCGACGUCGAAGGCACCGACGACCCCUGCAAGAACCGCUACGUCUGCACCGAGUGCGGCAAACAAUACGCCACCUCCAGCAACCUCUCCAGGCACAAACAGACGCACAGAAGCCUAGACUCGCAGUCAGCCAAAAAAUGCAUGACCUGCGGCAAAGCCUACGUCAGCAUGCCCGCCUUAGCGAUGCACCUGCUGACGCACAAGCUCGCUCACGGGUGUGGCGUGUGCGGCAAGCAGUUCUCGCGACCUUGGCUGCUCCAAGGCCACCUGAGAUCGCACACGGGGGAAAAGCCUUACGGGUGCGCGCAUUGCGGCAAGGCGUUCGCUGACAGGUCGAACCUGCGCGCGCACAUGCAGACGCAUUCGAGCGACAAGAUCUACAGCUGCCCGAAGUGCCACAAGACGUUCGCUCUGAAGUCGUACCUGAACAAGCAUCUGGAGAGCGCUUGUUUGGUGGUGGAUGCGAAGAGUUAUCGUACGUAUAAGAAGGGGACUGCGCAUGCGGAGACUCAGACCAUCACCGUCGAUUGAGUCGGUGGGUUUUAGAUGUGCUCAAGGUUUCUUUAAAGUUGAUUUGGUUGAUACUCUUUCCGGUUUGUGGGUUGUAUUGCAGUUUUGCGUUGUUUUCAUUUUCAUUUUGCUAAUCAUUCGUUGCAGUCAAAGUUCGAUCAGGGAAUAAGUGAGGGGGAACUCGAAGGUUUGAAAGUCAUAGCCACUCGAAACAGCAAAAUUGGAUAUCUCAUACAAUGAGUUUGUAUAGUACGUCCCUCUCGAAACCUUUGAUCUGUUGGAUAUUUUCGAAAACUAUUUGGUUUGUUUCAAUGGGAGUUCGGUAAUUUGUGGCGAAAAUUGAGAAAAGACUUCAAACAUUCCUCAAUUGUCCACUUAUGGAUUGAUAAUAUCACUUGAUAAUUCAUAAACUUAGCAAGAAAUCAAUGUGAACACUCUUUUUUGAUGAAUGAUCCAACAGUUGCUGAAGAACGUGUCAAAUAACUAGAAACAAUGGAAUCCUCGAGAAACAAUGCCUAAUUCUCUAGCAAAAUUUCAUUUCAUGCAAUAUAUAUUGGAUUCUUUAAAAAUAACUAUCUUUCCAUCACAUACCCAAUAUCCAAUUCAUGCUAACCAUCUUCAAUCGAUGAUAUUAUUUGUUCAAAGUAUAAUCCUCAGCGAAUUCUGACGAAAAGAUUAUAUCAACACUCUUGAAUAAAUUAUCCAAGGUAAUAAUUUCUGCUGGAAUUAUCGAGAAUUCGAUAUGAAGGGUCUUGAC
Molecule: messenger RNA, 2224 nt
Organism: Phaedon cochleariae (mustard beetle)
Lineage: Eukaryota; Metazoa; Arthropoda; Insecta; Coleoptera; Chrysomelidae
Source: the annotation of a GenBank genome assembly